AACGCUCUCGCCAACAGCUGGAGAUGGGUGAACCGCUUUCUUCAGUCACUGUUCGAUGCGCAGCGGCAGAAGUGACGGAAUAAGGAGCUGAAGCUUUUGUGUAUAUACAGGAUAUAGGCCUAGGCAUAUCACUUUAAUGAAAUAUUUUCAGACAGGCUGUCGACUGAGAUAAUGUUGUGCGUUAGAGUAUGUGGUCAAUUUGGGGUCGUGUUCGUGCAAGGAUACAUUGGGAAUUAAGGUUUUUAAACAAAGUGUCGGCAGAAUUCAAACCAAAAGAGAUGUAUGGAUUUAUCAACACCUGUUUGAAGUCGCUGGUUGUUGACAAGUUUGGCGAGGAGACAUGGAUGAAGCUCAGAGAUGAGGCCGGGGUUCAAGAUACAUUCUUGACAUAUGAAGUGUACAAAGACGACAUCACCAUGCAACUGGUGGCUGCGGCCUGCAAGCUACUGGAUGUUAAACCAGAGGUGGUGUUGAGACAAUUUGGGGAAUACUUUUUUGACUUCUGUAAACGAUCUGGAUACGACCACAUGUUACGGACUCUGGGAGGUAACCUGUUCGAGUUUAUCGAGAAUCUGGAUGCACUGCACAGCUACCUCGCCCUUUCUUACAAGGAGAUGAACGCGCCGUCAUUUCGAGCGGAGAGGAACGGUGACGGCACGAUGUUUCUUCACUAUUACUCCGACCGCCAAGGCCUAUGCCAAAUUGUACCCGGUAUCAUUGAAGCUGUAGCAAAAGACUUCUUCAACAGCGAGAUAACGAUGGAAAUCGUCAACCAAAUAGAGGAAGUAGAGAGGACAGGAAAGAAGGAGCAUGUAGUAUUCCUCGUCACUCAGAAACCGACAUUUUCGAAUGUAAUGUGCAGUAACACGCUCUCACAGACACCGCCAUGUUUGUCCAGAGGCCCCAGGCGCAACGCAAUGCACUGGAACCCAAACAAGGAGGACAUACAGAAAUCUUUGCAGAGGAAACUCCAAUCUCGGGGAUUUUCCAUGUGUAGGAACCACUGGGAGACUGUGAGGGGGCUGGUCCAGCUUGGGAAUGGCAAACUCUUGAGAGGAUUUGAGCCAGUCUACCCGAAGAACCUUUGCAUCGACCUGAAGACAUUUUGCAAUGCCUUUCCCUUCCAUAUAGUGUUCGACAAGGAGCUGAUGGUGAGACAGGCAGGGGUGAACAUCCAGAAGAUCGUCCCCGGGCUGCAGACCAUGAGCAUUCACCUGGACCAGUACUUCAGUAUCGUCCACCCCGAGGUCACCUUCACCAUCUCCAGCAUCAGGAAGUUCAUCAACAGCCACUUUGUCCUGCAGACGCGACGGGACAUGAUGCCCGAGGCCUGGAGGGAUAGACCCAUGCUGGAGCUCAGAGGUCAGAUGUUGUGGAUGGAGUCUCUGCAGUGCAUGCUGUACCAGGCCUCCCCUUUGCUGCGAAGCCUCCACGAGCUGGAGGAGCGGAGCAUGCACAUCUCUGACAUCGCCCCUCACGACGUCACGCGGGACCUCAUCCUGCUCAACCAGCAGCGGCUGGCCGAGAUGGAGCUCUCCAACCAGCUGGAGAGGAAGAAGGAGGAGCUCCGACAUCUGUCCCAGCAUCUGGAGGAGGAGAGGACCAAGACGGAGAACCUGCUGUACGCCAUGCUGCCCAAACAUGUGGCCAACCAGCUGAAGGAGGGGAAGAGAGUGGAAGCAGGAGAGUUCAAGGAGUGUACCAUCCUCUUCAGUGAUGUGGUCACCUUCACCGACAUCUGCUCGGAGUGUGAGCCCAUCCAGAUCGUCAACAUGCUCAACUCCAUGUACCUCAAGUUCGACCGGCUCACCACAGUACACACAGUUUACAAGGUGGAGACCAUAGGUGAUGCCUACAUGGUGGUAGGUGGCGUGCCCAUCCCGGUGUCCAGCCAUGCUGAGAGGGUGGCCAACUUUGCCCUGGGCAUGAUCAUAGCAGCUCGGGAGGUCAUCAACCCCAUCACAGGGGGGCCUAUCCAGAUCCGGGUGGGUGUACACAGCGGGCCGGUUCUAGCUGGUGUGGUGGGGGAGAAGAUGCCUCGGUACUGCCUGUUCGGAGACACAGUAAACACGGCGUCUCGCAUGGAGAGCCACGGCCUCCCCAACAAGAUCCACCUCAGCCCCAGUGUUUACCUGGUUCUGAAAGACAAGGGCUUCAUGUUCCAGGAGCGAGGGGAGAUCGAUGUGAAGGGGAAAGGCAGGAUGUCCACCUACUUCCUGGAAGGGAACCUGACCGUCACGGAGCACGAGCUCAUGGGCCGUUCAGUUAAGGAGGCCGACUCGGGCCGUGCGUCUGUCCAGUCGGCACGGGACUGCAACACAGAGGCAGCCCUGUACAGACCGGCCAUCCAGAGGGUGCAAAGUGAGGACAGGAAUCCUGCAGUGCCCAUGGAGUAUGGAGACGGCCUGACCGACCCGCCGCCCUCAGUCCAGCUCACUGACCCCCAGCCACAAGCCAGAGCCAAGAGCCUCAAAGGAAAACCUCGGGACUCAGAGAGCUACGGCAGUCUCUACAGUGACAACAAGUCAGUGGAGGGAGGUCUCCUCAACCCAGACCACCAGCUGUCCCAGAGUCCCACUCCCAUAGAGGCUGAGGCUCCUCCUUCCACCAAACACAUCCGGACCAGUUUCUGUGUUGUCCUCUGAGCUGUUGUAGUACUAUCCAGACUAGUCACUGUAGACCCGUUUAUACCUGGUGCUAACACAUACGUCCUUGCUCCUGAUCUUGUCAUCAUUCUGAUUGUGCCCACAUUUUAGCUGUUGCAUCUACACAUGAUAAGAGACACAUAGUAAAAUGUGUCUCUUGUCCUUGUGACCAGAUUUCCUGGUCCCUCCCGGUAUGCAAUACAAUAAUUUAAGACACAUGUUGAUAAGUCAAUGGUGCCAACUGUCAAUGAUAUUAGAGGGAGGGAUAAUGAUGAUUUAAUACGUUUUACUGUCCAGAUCCGCCUAAGAUAUUCAUACACAAUGCAUCCCUAACUACCUCCAGAGGUUGUCAGGAGCAUCAGAUCACAAUACAUAUUCUAAUCGUCUACACCUGUCUAAAAAGGCGGGCACAAUUCGAAUGUGGACAAGAUCUGGCAAAGGACGCAUGUUAGCACCAGGUAUAAACUGAGCUCAAGUGACCCACCCAUUCAAUUGGAUCAUAACUGCUGGAAAAUAGGACAUUCAAUUAAAUUGGACUCUCUCUGCUGAUGAGCCUAUACUCUGAGACUACAGUGUUUUAUGAAUAUUGAAAUUACAGUGUCUAUGGUCAUCUUGCUAAUGUUUCAUUGAAUGUGAUCUCUCCCCCAGAGCACUGCUAUCUAUGUGAUAUAUAGAAGUCAACUGUAACCAGACUAGUACCUCUGGUCCAGGGCACUAUGAACCAAGAUGGCGGAGCAGUAAGACGUGUUUGUCAGACAAGUACCUCUGGUCCAGGGCACUAUGAACCAAGAUGGCAGAGCAGUAAGACGUGUUUGUCAGACAAGUACCUCUGGUCCAGGGCACUAUGAACCAAGAUGGCGGAGCAGUAAGACGUGUUUGUCAGACUAGUACCUCUGGUCCAGGGCACUAUGAACCAAGACGGCGGAGCAGUAAGACGUGUUUGUUUCCGUCCUUGUAAAUAUUGUCUUUUUCUUUCUUUUUUUUGGUAUAUAUUUCAUUAUAUUUCAAUCUCUUUUUUCCAUUUUUUUCGAAUUAAAUAUACCUUCUUGCAACCCGCCUCACCCAAUGUGGUACGGAUCUGCUAAUUUUUAGACCUUAUAACUGGAACCUUCAUCAGCAGCCAGCAAGUUAAUAAGCUACUAGCUUUUUAGUCAUUGUUAGCCACUGCUAGCGGUCAUUAUCUUUAGCUCGGACUCCAGCCGCUUUAGCCCGGAUAGCCUGGAUAAUACCUGCCAGUCUGCACAGCACGAUAUCAGCCCUGAGCACAUCGGACUGCUUUUUUCCUUCACUACAUCACCGGAUUCCUGCCGCAAGCUCUGGACUAUUACACCGGAUCUUCGCAGCUAGCUAGUUGUUACCGAGUGGCUAUUGUGGCUAACGCCCUUUUCCAGAAGCAUGCACCAGCUAGCCUCGAGCUAGUCUCGAGCUAGGCCCAUGUCCCGGCUAACAAACGAAGUACACCAACUACAAUACCUCUCUUGCCAAUUGGCCUGGACCCUUUGUCCAAGCCCCGCCGAUCCGUCACGACUGGUCUGCUGACGUAAUUCGGCCGAUGUGCUCUCAACCGGCCUCUGUGUCGUGGAUGUUGGUGUUGAUCUAUCUGCUAGCCCCGACCUGCUAGCUUCCUGAACGCCGUGUCUCCCACACGCCUUGCGUAGGAAUCUACUACCGAACGACUUCCUGUUUCAUCUUUGCUGCUCAUUGGACCCUAUGAUCACUCGGCUACACAGCUGAUGUCUACUGGACUGUUCAUUAACACGAUACUUCAUUUUGUUUAUCUGUCGGCCCUAGCCUCGAACUCAGGCUCUGUAUGUAGCUAACUGACACUCUCUGCCCAUUCAUCGCCAUUUACCCGUUGUUGUUGUCCUAGCUGUUUACCCGUUGUUGUCUUAGCUCUCCCAAUCAACACAUGUGAUUGCUUUAUGCCUUUCUCUAAUGUCAAUAUGCCGUGUAUACUGUUGUUUAGGGCAGCGCUCAUUGUUUUAUUUUACUGCGGAGCCCCUAGUCCUGCUCAACAUGCCUCAGAUAGCCCCCUUGUCUCACCCCCCACACAAGAGGAGACCGCACCUAGCUUAACUGACGCCUCCAGAGAUGAAACCAUUGUCACUCAGUGCCUAGGUUUACCCCCCACUGUACUCACACCCUAACAUACCCUUGUCUGUACACUAUGCCCUGAAUCUAUUCUACCACGCCCAGCAAUCUGCUCCUUUUAUUCUCUGUUCCCAAAGCACUAGACUGCCAGUUCUUAUAGCCUUUAGCCGUACCCUCAUCCCAGUCCUCUUCUGUUCCUCUGGUGAUGUAGAGGUUAACUCAGGCCCUGUGUGUCCCCAGGCGCUCUCAUUUGUUGACUUCUGCAACCGUAAAAGCCUUGGAUUCAUGCAUGUUAACAUCAGGAGCCUCCUCCCUAAGUUUGCUUUAUUCACUGCUUUAGCACACUCCGCCAACCCUGAUGUCCUAGCCAUGUCUGAAUCCUGGCUUAGGAAGGCCACCAAAAAUUCUGAAAUUUCCAUCCCCAAUUACAACAUUUUACGUCAAGACAGAACUGCUGAAGGGGGCGGAAAUGCAAUCUACUGUAGAGAUAGCCUGCAGAGUUCUGUCAUACUAUCCAGGUCUAUGCCCAAACAGUUCAAGCUUCUACUUUUAAAGAUCCGUCUCUCCAGAAAUAAGUCCCUCACUGUUGCCGCUUGUUAUAGACCCCCCACAGCUCCCAGCUGUGCCCUGGACACCAUAUGUGACAUCAGCUGAUGUAAGAAGGGCUUUAUAAAUAAAUUUGAUUGACAUGUGAAUUGAUUGCCAUCCCAUCUAUCGUCAGAGUUCAUACUGCUAGGUGACCUAAAUUGGGAUAUGCUUAACACCCCGGCCGUCCUACAAUCUAAACUAGAUGCCCCCAAUCUCACACAAAUUAUCAAGGAACCUACCAGGUACAACCCCAAAUCCGUAAACAUGAGCACCCUCAUAGAUAUUAUCCUGACCAACCUGUUUUCUCAUUACACCUCUGCUGUUUUCAACCAGGAUCUCAGCAAUCACUACCUCAUUGCGUGCGUCCGUUAUGGGUCUGCGGUCAAAAGACCACCCCUCAUCACUGUCAAUCACUCCCUAAAAGACUUCUGCGAGCAGGCCUUUCUAAUCGACCUGGCCCGGGUAUCCUGAAAGGAUAUUGACCUCAUCCCGUCAGUAGAGGAUGCCUGGUUAUUCUUUAAAAGUGCUUUCCUCACCAUCUUAAAUAAGCAUGCCCCUUUCAAAAAAUGUAGAACUAUGAACAGAUAUAGCCAUUGGUUCACUCCGGACUUGACUGCCUUUGACCAGCACAAAAACACCCUGAGGUGUACUGCACUAGCUUCGAAUAGUCCCCACGAAAUGCAACUUUUCAGGGUAGUCAAGAACCAAUACACACAGUCAGUUAGGAAAGCAAAGGCAGCUUUUUCAAACAGAAAUGUGCAUCCUGCAGCACUAAUUCCAAAAAGUUUUGGGACACUGUAAAGUCCAUGGAGAAUAAGAGUACCUCCUCCCAGCUGCCCACUGCACUGAGACUAGAAAACACUGUUACCACCGAUAAAUCCAUGAUAAUCGAGAAUUUCAAUAAGCAUUUCUCUAUGGCUGGCCAUGUUCUCCACCUGGCUACCCCAACCCCUGCCAACAGCUCUGCACCCCCCGCAGCAACUGGUAGGUAUAUUUCACUGGUCAUCCCCAAAGCCAACACCUACUUUGGCCGCCUUUCCUUCCAGUUCUCUGCUGCCAAUGACUGGAACGAAUUGCAAAAAUCACUGAAGUUGGAGACUUACAUCUCCCUCACUAACGUUAAGCAUCAGCUGUCAAAGCAGUUUACCGAUCGCUGCAGCUGCACACAGCCCAUCUGUAAAUAGCCCAUCCAACCAACUACCUACCUCAUCCCCAUAUUUGUUUUUCUGAUCUUUUGCACACCAGUAUUUCUACUUGCACAUCCUCAAUCUGCACAUAUAUCACUCCAGUGUAAAUUGCUAAAUUGUAAUUAUUUCCCCACUACGGCCUAUUUAUUGCCUUACCUCCCUAAUCUUACUUCAUUUGCACACACUGUAUACAGAUUUUUCUAUUGUGCUAUUUACUGUACGUUUGUUUAUCCAUGUGUAACUGUGUUGUUGUUUUGUCACACUGCUUUGCUUCAUCUUGACCAGGUCACAGUUGUAAAUGAGAACUUGUUCUCAACUGGCCUACCUGGUUAAAUAAAGGUGAAAUAAAAAUAAAAAAAAUAGUGUGCAUAGGUAACUCGUUGUCGUUGUGUGAUGGGACCAGAGCUACCAGACUGCAGGGUGAACGUAUACCAGACCUGUGUUCAAAUAAUAUUUAAGGCAUUUCAAUUACUUUCAAAGACAUUUCAAAGUGAGUAUUUUAUAAUUUAUUUUAAUUUUCAAUACAAAUAGUUGAAUAUUGGAAUGAAUAUGGAAAUGCUGGAAAUACACAUGGCAUGUAUUUGAAAAAUACUCAAAUAUUCAAAUCCAUGCAAAUCCACUCGGGAGCCCCUAUUUAUAGGAAGUUAUUUGAAAAUACUUCAAUUAGAAGUAGCUGAUUUGGCAACAUUUUUUAAAAAAUACUAAAAUGCACAGAAAAUUAGUAUUUAAAUAACAAAGAGUGUGCAAAGCUGUCAUCAAGGCAAAGGGUGGCUACUUUGAAGAAUCUAAAAUCUAUUUUGAUUUGUUUAACACUUUUUUGGUUACUACAUGAUUCCAUAUGUGUAAUGUCAUAGUUUGAUGUCUUCACUAUUAUUAUACCGUGUAGAAAAUAGUCAAAAUAAAGAAAACCUUUGAAUGAG
Salvelinus fontinalis (brook trout) is the source of this 7431-nucleotide messenger RNA. Its product is annotated as guanylate cyclase soluble subunit beta-2-like. Lineage: Eukaryota; Metazoa; Chordata; Actinopteri; Salmoniformes; Salmonidae. Gene Ontology annotation, molecular function: heme binding; guanylate cyclase activity. Bases 189 to 2645 code for a protein of 818 amino acids. Gene Ontology annotation, cellular component: guanylate cyclase complex, soluble. Gene Ontology annotation, biological process: cGMP biosynthetic process; response to oxygen levels. The transcript is spliced from 16 exons. The record is from RefSeq and is a predicted model, not a curated record.